ACAUUCGAAAGUAAAAUAUCAUUCCUGCAGGCCUAUUAACGAAUCCGUGCGCUUAUAACAAUUUUUUCGCAUACAUUUCGCUUCGAUCGUCGAGAUUGCACCUUACGCACGCGCACGACGGAAAAUAAUUGAUCGCGAACGCGCCCAGUGGAAAGAACCAGAGUUCUAAUGUAAAUCAAGUAGAAUACCAACACACGUGAAGGCACCGGCAAAAAAAAUGCACACACGGACUUGAAGAAGCAAGCACCGUGACCGUGGAUAAAAAUGAUCAGCAGUGCAUUCGAGGGUCCAUUGACGAACUAACCACCGAUGAAGGUGGUGCGGAUCGAGGAGUGGUGACCCACAAAUGGAUUGGUGACUUUAGUGCUGAAGUGUAGUGACAUUGGUUCAAAAUGACUGCCAUAUUGUUGAUCGCAUGUAUGGUGGUGGCGCAGGCGAGGGCGGGUAUAGUUGAGUUGAGCUGCAGUGAUAAUGCGACGUGUAUAGAGAAUAUGGCGAGGGAGUUUGUGCGGAGCAUGCGGCAGCAGAGGGCAGUGAGGGUGUUCGACGUGCUGACGAUCGAGCCGGUGAUGACGUCAGGGAUGCGACAAGCGCGAUCGAGGCAGGGGUUCCUGUCGAAGUUCCUGGAGAGUCACGCGUUCAGCUUCGACUGGAACGACUGGUCGUUUCGGUUGACCAAGCCGGAGGAGAGGAGCGGUGUCGUGGACUUGGAGGUUUACGAGAGCAGAACUGCUAAAGAUGUUUCGGAGCAAGUGCCGAAGAAAUCCAACAGCAAGGUCGAAGAAGAAGAGGAUAAAACACCAAAAAGAACCGGCCUAAGAAGACGACAAAAGAAGAAGGUACUGCAGGCAGUCAUCCCACUCAUGUUCGGCAUGAAGUCAGCCGGCGCGGUCAUUUUCGCGAUGGCGCUGGUCACGGCGCUCACUCUGAAGGCGUACGUGGCUAGCAAACUGGCUCUGAUGGUCACCGUUGGCAUGGCGAUCAAGAAGCUGUAUGAGACUUACGGUCAAGGGCAGCUCGUCUUUGGAAUGAUCUCCCUCUUCCCUUAA
Molecule: messenger RNA, 1049 nt
Organism: Leguminivora glycinivorella
Lineage: Eukaryota; Metazoa; Arthropoda; Insecta; Lepidoptera; Tortricidae
Exons: 4
Coding region: 393-1049 (218 amino acids)
Source: RefSeq, a predicted model, not a curated record